AUGAGUCGUUUUAUAACAAUUGAAAAUUUAUCAUUAUAUAUGUGUCAGUUAAAAUCUAUGAUUUCGUCUUUAUUAUGUGAUCAUACAAGUAUGAAAUGUGUUAAUUCUUCAUCAUCAUUUGAAUUAUUUUCAUGUCCAAUACGAUUAAUUGAAGAAAUUAAUAUUAUUCAUCCAUAUCAUUCUUUAGUUAUUGAAACAUUACAAACAUUUCAUAAUAAAUAUGAUGGAUGUUCAUCUAAGACAUUAUUAAUUUUUCUUAUCACAUUUUAUAAUCAUCUUCAAAUAUUAUUUGAUAAAAAUAAUCAAGUAUUUCAAAAGAAAAUUUUUAAUUAUUUAGAACAAUUUAUUGAUCAAUCAAUAUUAAUUGCUAAAAAAAAUUUUAUUGAAAAUUUAUAUUUAAAUUCAAAUAUAUUUCUUCGUAUAUGUCGUUUUCAAAAUAUCUAUUCUGAUAGUUUGUAUCAAGCUUAUUUAUAUUUUAUUUCAUCAUACCAACACCUAUCACAUGAAGAAUUACUAAGUCAAUUUGAUAAUCUUAAUCAUAUAAAACGUGUUAAAUAUUCAGAAGAAAAAUGUUUAUUUAUACCUGGUACAAUACUUCCAAUAAAUAAAUCAAUAAAAGGAUAUAAACGUACAUUAUUAAUUGAUGGACAUAUACUAGAAGAUUAUGUUCAUAUUGGUACAAUUGAUGAAAAAUUAAAAGAAUUAAAUCAUGAUAAAAGAAUUUUUAUUGAAAAUAUUUCAAUAAAAAUUUUUCGAUUAUUUGAACAAAAUCUUAUAGUUAAUUAUUUAACUGAUAUUAAUGAAGAAAAUAUUUUAUUAUUAAAUUAUACAGAAUAUCAUAAUGAUUCUUCAAUAAUAUUUAUUGAAAAAGGUUCAACAAUUAUUCAAUAUGUACCAUUUGAAAAUUUAAUCAAUAUUAAACAUGAACAAUUUGUUCAUUGUUUAUCAAGAUUUCGAUUAAUACUUAAAAAAAAUUUUUAUUUAAAAGGUUCAGGUGAAUUUGAAAAUAAUUUAUAUAAAUAUUGGUAUGAUAAAAAAGAAAAUUCAUCUAUUGAAUAUAAUAUUGCAUAUGAAUGUUUUCUUGAAUAUUUACAAUUAUUUAUUAAUGAAUUAUUAAAACAUAAAGAAUCUUUUGAAAAAAAUCUUAUAGAUGAUUUUGAUUCAAAAUUUGAUGCUUGGAAAACAAGUAUUGAAUUAUUAAAAAUAUUAAUGCAAAUUGAUAAUGUUGUACAAAUUAUUGAUAAUGAUUACUUAAGUGAUAUCUAUUUAUAG
Molecule: messenger RNA, 1272 nt
Organism: Rotaria sp. Silwood2
Lineage: Eukaryota; Metazoa; Rotifera; Eurotatoria; Philodinida; Philodinidae
Source: the annotation of a GenBank genome assembly